Mycena citricolor is the source of this 335-nucleotide messenger RNA. Lineage: Eukaryota; Fungi; Basidiomycota; Agaricomycetes; Agaricales; Mycenaceae. The record is from the annotation of a GenBank genome assembly.
CACGCUUGAGCGUCCCCGCGAGCUAUCCGACAGCGAGUAUCAGUCAUUUAUACGAUACGCAAUGGAAUUUUACCUCUCCGAUGGCACGCUCUGGCGCAAGCAUCCAGAUGGCCGCCACAAGCUGGUUGUCCAGACCGAACGCCGGCUCGUUAUCCUCCACUCAGCACAUGACGAUGUCUGUCAUAAAGGCUUCUAUGCGACCCGCGCCCUCAUUGCCGAGCGAUUCUGGUGGCCACACAUGGCCCAUGACAUCGCUUGGUACGUCCGGACCUGCGAUCUAUGUCAGCAGAGGCAGAUUCGGAAAGUCACCAUACCGCCAACGGUUGCAGUUCCGG